UCGUCGAGUUUAGCUUAGCUUAGCCCACAAGGCGCUCACCAACGCCCAUUCCUCGCUCGACACUUGGCAUAAUUUUGUUUUGGUUUGCUAUGCCCUAGAUCUCGAACAUCGUUCAGAAAAACUCUUUUAUAACCGGGAGCAGGCGCAACGCUUCCAGAAGUUUCAUUAGAAGCGUUUCGUGCCUACCAAUUCUGCUUCAACGCCAUAAGAUAAACCCCCCCCCCGGCUCUCUCUCUCGCUCUCUCUCACUUCGAAAAUGGCGGAUUCAGAUACCCAACCUCCAACUGAGACGGUCCAAGAUGAGGAGAACAGGCUUAAGUAUCUGGAUUUCGUUCAAGCCGCGGCGAUUUACAUGAUCGUUUGUUUUUCAACCCUUUACGAAUUCGCUAAAGAGAACUCCGGUCCACUGAAACCGGGUGUUCAGACCGUUGAAGGUACCGUGAAAACAGUUAUUGGUCCGGUUUUCGAGAAGUUCCACGAUGUUCCUUUUGAGCUUCUCAAGUUCGUCGAUCACAAGGUGGACGAGUCGAUGAACGAGUUGGAACGUCACUUGCCGAAUCUUGUGAAGCAGGCAUCGUGCCAAGCCCUGUCGGCGGCUCAGAAAGCUCCGGAAGUGGCUCGAGCUGUGGCUUCAGAGGUGCAGCGAUCCGGCGUGGUGGAUACGGCGUCGAACAUGGCUAAAACAGUCUACGUCAAGUACGAGCCUACUGCCAAAGAGCUCUACACCAAGUACGAGCCAGUGGCAGAGCAGUACGCGGUCUCGGCUUGGCGAGGCCUUAACCAGCUUCCGUUGUUUCCUCAGGUGGCCGGCAUAGUGGUUCCCACGGCCGCAUACUGGACGGAGAAGUACAACGAGACAGUGCGCUGCACGGCGGACAGAGGAUACGUGGUGGCAACUUAUCUGCCGGUUGUUCCGAUAGAGAAGAUAGCUAAGGUUUUUGAAGGAGCAGAGCAUGGGGAAGCUGUGGGCGUGGCAGAAUGAUGGUGGUAAAAGGUUACGAAUUUGUUGCUUUUAUGGUGAAAUGAACUGGUGUCGGUAAUGGUUUGGAAUGUUUUUCCUUUGGGUAGGUUAUGUCCACUGUCAACAGUUGAUAUCAGGUUUGCUAUGUAAAAUUUCAUGGUUGUGGUUGGCACUAAUAGUUUUGGUUGUUUUUUGUUUGUUUGAACUUUUAGUUUGGGGAGGAAAUGAGAUGAAGAUAUCUGUUCUUUUUAA
Rhododendron vialii is the source of this 1213-nucleotide messenger RNA. Its product is annotated as stress-related protein-like. The coding region runs from base 257 to 982 and encodes 241 amino acids. The record is from RefSeq and is a predicted model, not a curated record. The transcript has 3 exons. Lineage: Eukaryota; Viridiplantae; Streptophyta; Magnoliopsida; Ericales; Ericaceae.